Messenger RNA from Kalmanozyma brasiliensis GHG001, 1626 nucleotides. Its product is annotated as Ribosomal protein L9/RNase H1, N-terminal. Lineage: Eukaryota; Fungi; Basidiomycota; Ustilaginomycetes; Ustilaginales. The transcript is spliced from 2 exons. The coding region runs from base 1 to 1626 and encodes 541 amino acids. The record is from RefSeq and is a predicted model, not a curated record.
AUGGGAGAACGCAGCUCGAGCCUGUUAGGCAAGCUCACACUCAGAACAAAGCGUCGACUCGCCAACGCUUCCAAUGCUUCCGCCUCGUCCUCUUCAUCCAGCCGCUCGGCUGCCAGUUCAGCUGCAACCCCUGAGCCUCGAACACCCACCUCCUUGUGCGGGCAAGCCGACUACGGACUAGGCUACUCAAGCAUCAACCAUGAAUCCUCUUCAAAGUAUCGGAGCAAACGCAACAGCACGGCCGCGCUUCCAGACUCGGUCGAACAUGAUCGUUACGCGGAUCCCACCCGCACCCAAAAGCAGCGCAGUCUGCCCCGAUCAUACAGGCUCAGCUCUCACUCUCAAGAGGCUCCUCUCUUCGUCGAGUUUCAACAUCAAGCUAGACCCAACUCCCCCAUCCAGUCCACCGUCCGAGCCCGACCUCAGACCAGCAAGUCUCCACCCGACUAUGCUGCCUUGGACCCUCCUCGACCUCAAUCACCUUUCGCCAUGACUGGCACCAUCCCACGCUCUCACACUCACGCCCUCUUGGGACGCAGCUUGUCCUACGAUGGCUCAAAUCAAGCAACCAUCCCUCGCUCUUCUACGCAGCCUUUGACCAGCACACCUACAUCAGUUGUCGAACCUUCCGAGCAAUCCCUUUAUGUCGUGGCUCGCGGCUGGAAGAAAGGCAUCUAUGAAAUCAAGGAGGAAGCAGAGCGUCACACUCGAAACUUUCCCGGUCCUUUGAUCCAAACUUUCCACGAUCGACCAGCAGCCGAAGAGUUCUUGGCCAGCUCUGGUCGCCUCACACCUCAGUCGAUGUUUUCAGAUGAAGCUGAGGAUGAGCUUGUCGAAAGGACACGCAUCUUCAAAGGUCUUGAUCCUCAAAGCGAGGCAGCCAAGCGCAGAUCAAUGGGCAUGUCGCUCGAACGCAAAGAGUCGCGGCGCAGGUCGCGCAUGCUUGCCGCCACGCAUUCAUCCGUCCUUCAUCAAGAUGCAGCUGCCGUUGCCGUCAGCUCGCCUCCCUUGUCUUUCAGCAGCGUCUUCGCAGACAACGGUCCCAUCACCCCCAUCGACGAAAUCAGUGGCUUUGACAGCUCUUCUGCUCCGGUCCCCUUGCAAGCUAUGACCUUGCUCCCCGUCAAGGAUCUUGCAAGGUCGAUGCUCUUCUAUGCCAAAGUGCUGGAGCUCGCCUGCGUUUCUUACAUUCCCGAGGCGCAAGCCGUUAUGAGCUCUUCGGCUGCAACAAUCUGCCUGCGCACGAUCGAGCAAGCUCCUCUGUCGUCAGACGAAACCGACUUUUCGCGCACAAGCUCCCCUGGCUUGCCCAGACACGCACUCGGCGCAGACACGUUCUUGCCACCCACGCCCGAAUCGCUCAUUCUCCCAAGCACAGACCCAGGACCGCUUCAGCUGCCAGCCACAAGCCUUCCGCUUCAUUCUUCGUCAACUUCUACCUCGGGCGCAGUUGUGCUUAUCGAACUCAACGGCUCGCCUGACGCCAUGCAUACGCGGCUCACUGCAAAGCUUAACGAGUGGAGACUUGCGCAGUCUUCCCUCACAAAGGGAGCACUAGGAUGGCGCAAGGAUUCUCAACGGCGUCCAGCAGACCGCCUGGAAUGCGCAGGAGCUGCAUCUCUCUGA